Paramecium sonneborni is the source of this 713-nucleotide messenger RNA. The record is from the annotation of a GenBank genome assembly. NCBI's taxonomy places the organism in Eukaryota, Ciliophora, Oligohymenophorea, Peniculida, Parameciidae.
AUGAAUUCUUCUAAUGAGAACCAUUUGAGCUGCCGAUAAUCAGUGUAUCAAGAGGACCAUACUAUAGAAAAAGAAGUUGCCAGUAAAAACAAAUAGACAUGCAUGAUGGAGAAAAUAAAAAUUCAAAUCAAGUUCACCUCAGAUUAAAAAAUCGUAUAUUCAUAAAAUGGGGCAAUCUUGAGAGUGUACAAUUUAUUUAUAACUUUAUAAAAUAGAAUUGAAUACCAUGAUGUCGAAGGGAAACAGGAAUUAUUUAAUAAUAUGGAUCAAAUCCGCAAUCUUUUCUGGAAAGGUUAGAAUAGUUAAAACAAAAAGAAAGAAGGCAAAUGGAUAGCGUUUUGGAAGAAAAAACUUCUACAGAAUGUUGGUGGAUACUAUAAAGCAGGGUUAAAGGUUGGAUUAUGGAAAGAUCUAUUCCUAAACUACUAAGGGUAAGCUAUUGAUUUUUACUUGAAUAGUUGGGCAUAAAUUUUUGAGUUUGGAGAAUAUUCUCUUGGCUAUAGGAUUGGAAAAUGGAAUUAUAUUAAAAAAGAUAAAACAAUGUAUUUAUUUUAUAUUUAAAAUUGUUUAGUGGUGGUGGGAAUUAUAACAAUAAUGGUGGAAAGUAAGGCAAAUGGAUCGAGCUUGAUAAAGGAUUUUAUAGUAAGAAGAAAGUUCACUUUAUUCCAUAUAUUUUGAUAAAAAAUUUUAUGUAAAAGGAAAUCAAAAUUUGA